AUGAGCAAGCUUCUUGAUCCCUCAACAGAAAGCCACAUAGGCAUUACUGAGGGAGAAGGUAUAACAAUGACAUGGGAGAACUUGUGGGUCACUGUUUCUGAUGGAAAGAAAACGAAACCAAUUCUGGAAGGUCUUACCGGUUAUGCACAACCAGGGAGGCUUUUGGCUAUAAUGGGACCUUCUGGUUGUGGCAAAUCCACUCUUCUUGAUGCCUUAUCAGGAAGAUUGAGCCCAAACAUAAAGCAUAAAGGGAAGAUUCUAAUAAAUGGGCACAAACAAGAACUGGCUUAUGGAAUAUCAGGAUAUGUAACACAAGAUGAUGCUUUGCUUUCAACUUUAACAGCUCAGGAGACUUUAUACUACUCAGCUCAGCUUCAGUUCUCUGAUUCCAUGCCCAUAUCAGAGAAGAAGGAAAGAGCUGAUGUAACUCUCAGGGAAAUGGGUCUGCAAAAUGCCAUUAACACAAGGGUUGGAGGAUGGGGUUCUAAGGGACUCAGUGGGGGACAGAAGAGGAGACUAAGCAUCUGCAUUGAGAUCUUAACACAUCCAAGACUCUUGUUUCUUGAUGAACCAACAAGUGGACUUGAUAGUGCAGCUUCUUAUUAUGUCAUGAGAAGAAUUGCUAACCUUGUUCAGAAAGAUGGCAUUCAAAGGACUAUUGUUGCAUCUAUUCAUCAACCUAGUAGUGAAAUUUUUGAACUCUUCCAUCACCUUUGUCUUCUGUCUUCUGGUAAAACUGUAUAUUUUGGUCCUGCCUUUGAUGCUAAUCAGUUUUUUGCUUCAAAUGGUUUUCCUUGUCCAACACUCCAUAACCCUUCUGAUCAUUACUUGAGGAUCAUAAACAAAGAUUUUGAACAGGAUGCUGAAGAAGGCUUUGGUAGUGGAAUAACGGCAGAGGAAGCUAUUAAUAUUCUUGUGAAGUCUUAUAGCUUGUCUCAGAUUAAAAACAAAGUCAAUACAGAAGUGGCAAACAUAAACCAAAGUGAUUCUGGAGCAGUAGAGAAGAAGAGGGUCCAUGCUGCCUUCCUGACUCAGUGCCUUGUUCUUAUAAGAAGAUCUGCACUGAAUUAUUUCCGCGACUUGAGCAAUUACUGGCUGCGCCUUGCUGUGUUUAUUGCAAUAGCUCUAAGCUUGGGCUCUAUCUACUAUGAUAUUGGCUUUGGUGCUGGAUCUAUUCAGGCUAGAGGAUCUCUGCUUACUUUUUUCAUUUCCCUUUUGUCUUUCAUGACACUUGUUGGUGGAUUUGCUCCAAUGCUAGAGGAAAUCAAGGUAAAUUGUUUAAGUAUCCUUAUCCUUUAUUUCAAUGUUAAUUGAACUUUUUCCAAGUUUAUUUCACUACAUCAUAUGCAAUAUAACACUAAUUGUGUACAUAACAAGGUUGUCUGAGCCUUAAAAUAGUUGACACUAAUAGGACUCCAAAUGUAUCAGGUAUUUGAAAGAGAGAGAUUGAAUGGACACUAUGGAGUUACAGCAUUUCUCACAGGGAACACAUUUUCUGCUGUUCCAUACAUGCUAAUAGUAACCAUGGUUCCGGGAGUAAUAUCCUAUUACCUUUGUGGACUCCACAAAGGACUAUUCCACAAUGGAGCAGAACACUUGAUAUACUUUGUAUCAGUGCUAUUUGCCAUAGUUAUGUGGGUUGAGAGCCUCAUGCUUGUUGUAGGAAGUGUGUCCCCUAACUAUGUUAUAGGCAUGUUCAUUGCUGGUGGAGUCCAAGGAAUCAUGAUCCUAGUUUGUGGAUUCUAUAGGUUACCAAAUGAUAUUCCAAAACCUUUAUGGAAAUACCCUUUGUAUUAUCUGUCUUUUCAGAAGUAUGCACUCCAAGGGUAUUUCAAGAAUGAAUUUGAAGGCUUAACAUUUGUGAUUGGUCAUAACAUGAACAUUAGUGGUAGGGAAAUACUAAGAGAGACAUGGCAUGUGGAAAUGGGACACUCUAAGUGGCUUGAUCUUGGAAUCUUGUUUGUAAUGAUUGUUGUGUACAGAAUGCUGUUCUUAGCAAUCACUAAGAGCAAGGAGAAGUUGAAGCCUGUUUUUGCUGCUAUUACUGCUAGAUUAGCAAUGGGAGGCACUCAGGGAGAAGAAAAGGAAGACGUAACAGUGACAUGGCAGAAUUUGUGGGUUACUGUUGCAGAUGGAAACAAAAGGAAACCAAUUCUGCAGGGUCUCACCGGUUAUGCUCAACCGGGGAAACUUUUGGCCAUAAUGGGUCCUUCUGGCUGUGGCAAAUCCACGCUUCUUGAUGCCUUAUCAGGGAGAUUAAGCUCUAGCGUCAAACAGACGGGUAAAAUUUUAAUCAAUGGCCACAAACAAGCACUGGCUUAUGGAACUUCGGGAUAUGUAACACAAGAUGAUGCUAUGCUGUCAACUUUGACCGCUGGGGAAACUUUAUACUACUCAGCUCAGCUCCAGUUUCCAGAUUCCAUGUCCACUUCUGAGAAGAAGGAACGAGCUGAUAUAACACUGAGGGAAAUGGGACUCCAAGAUGCCAUUGAUACAAGGGUUGGAGGAUGGGGUUCUAAAGGCCUAAGUGGUGGACAAAAGAGGAGACUCAGCAUCUGCAUUGAGAUCCUAACACGCCCAAAGCUUCUGUUUCUUGAUGAACCAACAAGUGGACUUGAUAGUGCAGCUUCCUAUUAUGUCAUGAAAAGAAUUGCAAGCCUAAGCCUAAGGGAUGGCAUCCAAAGAACUAUUGUUGCUUCAAUCCAUCAACCAAGUAGUGAAGUCUUUGAACUCUUCCAUGAUCUCUGUCUUCUGUCUUCUGGUCAAGCAGUAUAUUUUGGUCAAGCGUCUCAUGCUAAUCAGUUUUUUUCUUCAAAUGGCUUUCCUUGCCCAGCUCUCCACAAUCCCUCUGAUCAUUACUUAAGGAUCAUAAACAAAGAUUUUGACCAAGAUGUUGAAGAAGGUUUUGGAUUCGGAGUUACUGCUGAAGUAGCAAUUGACAUCCUUGUAAAGUCUUAUGGAUCAUCUGAGAUUAAAAACCAAGUUAAUAAUGUAGUGGCAACAAUAACUGAAAGUAAUUCAGGAGCAGUUGGGAAGAAGAGGGUCAACGCCACAUUCCUCACUCAGUGCCUCGUUCUUAUGAGAAGAUCUUCGCUGCGAUUGUUUCGCGACUUGAGCAAUUACUGGCUGCUUCUUGUUGUCUUUAUUGCAGUAGCUAUUAGCAUGGGUUCCAUGUUCUAUGACAUUGGCUCAAGUAAUGGAUCAAUUCAAGGAAGAGGGUCUCUGCUUACUUUUUUGAUAUCAACUCUGGCAUUCAUGGCUCUUAUUGGAGGAUUCGCUCCAUUAAUGGAGGAAAUGAGGGUAUUUGAAAGAGAGAGACUAAAUGGUCACUAUGGUAUUAUUGCUUUUCUCACAGGCAAAAUAUUCUCAGCACUUCCAUAUAUGCUAAUGAUAUGUCUAAUUCCUGGAGGAAUAAUAUAUUACCUCUCAGGGCUGCAGAGAGGUUUAGAACACUUUGUGUACUUUGCUUCUGUUCUGUUUGCCAUUGUGCUUUGGGUUGAGAGCCUCAUGAUGGUUGUGGGGAGUAUGUUUCCCAAUUUCGUAACCGGCAUGAGCAUUGCCGGCGGAAUUCAAGGACUAACCAUCUUAACUGGUGGAUUCUACAGGCUGCCAAACGAUCUUCCAAAACCAUUUUGGAAAUACCCCUUUUACUACCUUUCAUUCCUUAAGUAUGCUUUCCAAGGAUGUUUCAAGAAUGAAUUUGAAGGCUUAAAAUUUUCCAUGGAACAAGGUGGAAGUGCAAAAACCAUUAUUAGUGGUAGAGACAUUUUGACAAACACAUGGCAGGUGGAAAUGGGGCAUUCCAAGUGGGUUGAUCUUGCCAUCAUGUUUGGGAUGAUUGUUGUAUAUAGGGUUGUGUAUUUGGCUAUUACAAAAAGCAAGGAGAAGUUGAAACCUCUUGCUGCUUCCAUUAACAAUCACCCAACAAAAGUUUUCACCAGAGAGAUUAGAAUUAAUGAUAGAGCAAGCCCUGUAUCUGAAAACCAUGGUAUCUUAGAAUAAGCUACUUGUGCUUGAGUUCAACCUAUCUUGCUCAAGUAAAUAAGCCUUUCGUUCUCAAUGUUUCAUUAUGUUAUAUUAUAUUUUUGUCAACAUAACAAGGAUUUAGCUUCUCUUUCUCUUAA
Arachis duranensis is the source of this 4124-nucleotide messenger RNA. RefSeq lists its product as uncharacterized. The transcript is spliced from 15 exons. Gene Ontology annotation, molecular function: ABC-type transporter activity; ATP binding; ATP hydrolysis activity. The record is from RefSeq and is a predicted model, not a curated record. Gene Ontology annotation, cellular component: membrane. Lineage: Eukaryota; Viridiplantae; Streptophyta; Magnoliopsida; Fabales; Fabaceae.